Hemisphaericaspora subhashii is the source of this 1023-nucleotide messenger RNA. RefSeq names its product Pho86p (gene PHO86). The record is from RefSeq and is a predicted model, not a curated record. NCBI's taxonomy places the organism in Eukaryota, Fungi, Ascomycota, Pichiomycetes, Serinales, Debaryomycetaceae. The transcript has a single exon. The coding region runs from base 1 to 1023 and encodes 340 amino acids.
AUGAAACAAGAAUAUACUGCUGAUCAAAAAGAAUUAUGUAAAUCUCCAUUAACCCCAGAUUUAUCGAAAGCUGCUCGUCGAUUACAUGCCAAUAAAUAUAAACAAUUACAAGCAACAUUAAAUAGAUUUGUAAUUUGGCAUCCGAUUGCAAUCAUAAUUUAUACUACUGUUAUUCCAUCAAUUCUUGUUUAUAAAUUAUGGGAAUUUGUUGAAGUUUCUGAUUCAUUAUUAGAAUUUGUGUUUUUAUUAAUGAAAAACCCGAGAGAUUUUAUAUUUAAUGUUGUAUCUGGUUUCCCUAUGAUUGCUGGUAUUUUUGGUAUUUUUGGAUUUUUUACAUUUAUGAUGGGUGAUGAUAUGGGAUCAAUUCAAAAUAAAAUGAUUCUUGGUGAUUAUAAUGAUAGUUUAUUUGGAUUUGAUUAUAGAAAAUUUAUGAAUUUAGAUAUUCAUACUAAAGAUAAAGAAGAUAAAGAAUUUUUAAAAAAUGGUUUAAAUACUCAAAUUAUUGAAUAUUAUGAUGUACCAAUUGCUAUUUGUACUUUAGUUGCUGAUGAAAAACAAUCAACUCCAGAAAAUUUUAUUGUUAAGAUUACUGGGUUGACAGUAUUGAAAAAAUAUGAAAUGGUUGAUUUUGAUUCUUUAUUACUUGAAUGGGCAGUAUUAAGAUCUCAUGAAUUAUAUGAUGAAUAUGCUAAGAAUAAAAAGAAGGUUGAAAAUGGUACAAUUUUAAUCUUGAUUGAAGCUUAUUCAUUUGAUAAACAAUUACUAAAAACAUUAUCAAAGAAUAAUUUCGGUGUAAUGGACAAGACUUAUGAAUUAAAUCCAUUUACACCAGUUUUAAGUAGUGGAAAGGAAAAACUUCAUCAAUUCUUAAGUAUAUCAAGAGAUACUUUUGGAUUAUUAUUAACCACUAAUAAAGAAGAUAAGAAAGUUAUGGAUAACAUUAAAGAUCAAUUCUUAAAUAAAGAAGAAGAAUUGAUUGUUGAACAUGAAAAUUUACCUGAAGGUAUUAGAAAGAGGACAUAG